Cimex lectularius (bed bug) is the source of this 2775-nucleotide messenger RNA. RefSeq names its product glycosyltransferase-like domain-containing protein 1. The record is from RefSeq and is a predicted model, not a curated record. Gene Ontology annotation, molecular function: glycosyltransferase activity. The coding region runs from base 1735 to 2685 and encodes 316 amino acids. The transcript is spliced from 5 exons. Lineage: Eukaryota; Metazoa; Arthropoda; Insecta; Hemiptera; Cimicidae.
AUGUUUCCAUAUUUCUCUCAAUCGAAUUAUUAGAAUUCAUGGUAAUCUUAUUGCACUUAAAUUAUUGAAAUUAAUUAACUUGAAAUUACCACUUAAUUUUUAUAUCUCCAUCAAAAACAAGUAUUUGUAUUAAAUGACAAACAAUCAAACCAAAAAUUUUAAUUAUUUUACUGUGAAAUUCCUUACCUAUAAUUUGUAUUAUUUAGUAAUUACACAUGAAAUCUUUGAACACACAAAUCAAGUGCAUCAAUUACGCAUAAUACUUAAGCUGGUUGUUAACACAAGUUAAAAAUAGUUAUGAAUAAAUUUAUAAAACAAGUUUGUGGGCAUAAAUCUAUCGGUCGCCUACAUAGAAGUAGGGAGCAAAGAGAAGUUUCCCACAAACCUUGGAGACAUAGAAACACGACCCCAAUAAAUAACAAAAGUCAUGCAGUGAGUUAUGAGUUAUGCAUUGCAGGAAGGUUGUUACAGGUCGCCGACAUAGUUCAUCUACCUGAGGGAUACUGUAAAUUUGGGGUCGCAACAGCCGGGUGGGGUUUGUACAUUCUAUGCUAGAGGUUCAUUGACGAGGGACCAGCGGGUGUGUAAAGGACACUCCUAAGAAUUACAAGUUGUUGCCAAACAAGUCAUGACCAACCAUUGAAAGGAGUUGACAGCCCAACAAGUUUUGCUUUUCCUUUCCUCCUCCUUAAUGUUAAACCGAUAUAAAAUGGAUGGCUCACAGAGUCAGUUGAAGGAAGCAGCCAAGAGAUGGUUGACUACCCAGACCCAAGACGAGUCGAAUAGCGAAUAAUGUCAGUCGACUGACAGAAGUGGACAGAAAGAGAACUUGGUCAGCCAGAAUCGGGGUCUCAAUGAGAGACUCAGCCAGCAAGAUCCAAUACAGCCAUUACAGCAAGUCAAAUAGAGUUGACUUAAGGACCCAGGAAGCUAAGGGAAGAAGAAGAUGGAAGAUACUGGAAUUCGUGAGCAUCACUGGGGUAAAUCCACUUGUUAAUAGGCUCAUUCCCAGAGUUAAUGUUGUGGCUGACUUUCCUUGUUUGGUUUACUUUUUGUUUAUUAUAAUACUAAGACAUGCAAGUGAAACGAUAAAUGUCUACAAAUACUAUCUCUUUCUCUACACGAAAAGUAUUAAACAUGUAUGUUAAAUUUUCUCCUAUCACUUAGCAAUAAGUAUGUAGAGUGUCAGUACCUGCUUAUCAAUAUUAUUAAUUUAACACAAACAUUUCACCAUAUAAAUUCAUUUGAGUAUAAAAAAUUGCCUUUGAUUUUAAUUGCAGUUACUCCAAUACAACAAUCAGAAUAGAUAACACUCAGUGAAGUAAAACUAUAUUGGUCCGAUUGACCAAAUAAUUCUUUCCAAUUAAUUAAAGAUUAAUUAAUUGAAAAGACUAUAUUCCAACAUUAAAUAGACAACCCAUUUUACCAAAUUGUUUUUAAGGAUGGAUUUUAAAACAAGGGAGGAAAGACACGUAUCUUUAGUAAACAUGACGUGGCAAAAAUAUUCAAACAACUUGUAUGUUACGAAUAUACCAAUAUUUAAUAUUAUUAUGUUUCAUUUGUUUUAUAGUAAGUCGACGUUUUGAGGAAUUUCCAAGACUGUAAAUAAAGGGUGGAUAAAAACUUUGGGAGGAAAACGAUGACACCGACACUAUCAGUUAAAAGGAGUGACAUUAGAGUUAAAAAUAACUUUUAGGAGAAGAAUUUGGGAAGAGCAAGAUUUGCUUUAUAAGUAUGAAAGGUAAAAAGUGGCAUUGGAGGGCAAGAACAUCUGCCAUAUAUUUGUCACAAAAUAUACCUUUUCAACAUUCAUUUAGAGUAAUCUUUGCGACCUCAGUCUUAAACUUGUCUGAAUUGAUAGCAUUGAGAGAGGAUUUGCGAAAUACUAAAAAGAUCAUUUACUUUCAUGAAAACCAAUUGAAUUAUCCAAGACAGGAAUACAAAGAUAGAGAUUUUCAAUAUGGUUAUAAUGAAGUGUUAACCUGCCUCGUUGCAGAUUUAGUAAUUUUCAAUUCAAUGUUCAACAGAGAUUCAUUUUUAAAUGGUAUAAAAAAACACUUUGACAUCCUACCAGAUUAUCGCCCGAAAAGUUUAAAAGAAAGAAUUGAAAAUAAAUCUCACGUUAUUUAUUUCCCAAUUUUAAAUUUAAACAACCCUGUUUGCAAAAACUACAAUGUGAGGCUGCACAUCGUCUGGCCUCAUCGUUGGGAGCAUGAUAAAAAUCCUCGAGCGUUCUUGAAUGUCAUAUGUCGCCUGAGUAAGAACAGUUCUGAUUUUGAUCUUUCUAUGAUUGGAGAACAAUUUACAGAUCAGGACACAUUUGAAGAGAUAAGAAAAGAUCUGGGAGACCAUAUUGCAAAUUGGGGGUAUGUCCAUUCAAAAGAAGAUUAUUUCCAGAUCUUGUCAAAGUCGCACAUCGCUGUUUCUACCGCAGACCAUGAAUUUUUCGGGGUAUCUAUGUUGGAAGCAGCACAAAGAGGCUGCCUACCACUUUGUCCAGACAAAUUGGUUUACCCUGAACUAUACCCAAGCUGUUGUCUAUAUAAAAACUAUGAAGAACUGUACAACAGACUGGUUUAUUUCUGUACAAAUGUUCAUAAAAUUAAAUCUCUUGUUCAAAAUUUGAAUGUUGAUAGAUAUAACUGUAAAUCACUUAUUCCAGAAUAUAUUAAACUUUUCAGAUGACAUUUCAAAUGUAAUCAUUUUAUUUAUUUAUAUGUAAAUAGUUAUACAUUUUGAAUAUUCAUCAUGUGUAAAAUUUUGCAAUACAGUCUA